Molecule: messenger RNA, 1285 nt
Organism: Xenia sp. Carnegie-2017
Lineage: Eukaryota; Metazoa; Cnidaria; Anthozoa; Malacalcyonacea; Xeniidae
Product: zinc metalloproteinase nas-4-like
Exons: 8
Coding region: 74-913 (279 amino acids)
Biological process (GO): proteolysis
Molecular function (GO): metalloendopeptidase activity; zinc ion binding
Source: RefSeq, a predicted model, not a curated record
AUCCACAAUCAGUGGCAGUUAGGACACCGAAAGCAGACACUUCUACUGAUAAACCUUUACUAGAUUGUAUACAAUGAAAUACUCGACAGCAAUUCUUCUGACUUUGUGUUUUAUCAUACUUUGUGAUGGAAAACUUGCAACUGAAUUUCAUGGCUUUCCUGAAGAAAACAUCGAUUUGAAGCAAACUAUUAUAUCAAAGCUCAUCGAAGGAGAUAUAUUGGUAGAACCUCGAGUAAACGGAAAGGUUGUGAUUGGUUCAGAUUUUUCCACACAACUGACCAAUAGGAGACGGGGCUUGACGCUGGGUUCAAUUUGGCCAAACGGAAUUAUUCCAUACGUCAUUCAUCCUGCUCUUUCAAGUUAUAAAAGUUUGAUUGAAAGCUCAAUGAGAGAAUGGGAGAAUGGGACUUGUCUCUCCUUCGUUCCUUAUGAUAAAUCUAAACAUGGAUUGGUUUACUUAGACAUACGCACCAAAAACAACUUUGGGUGUUACACCAAAGUUGGUUAUAAAAGACCAAGAAGACCUGUUCCGUCUCCUCACUUGGUUAACCUAGCUCCCGGAUGUUUUUGGCGACUCAUCAUUCUUCAUGAACUUGGUCACGUUAUUGGAUUUUACCAUGAACAUUCACGACCUGAUCGAGAUGAUCAUGUCAAAAUUCUUUGGGAUAAUAUAAUACCAGGCUACGAAACGGAAUUCAAAAAAUAUCCGAUAAAUUCUCUUGGCCAUCCCUACGAUCUUAAAAGCUUAAUGCAUUAUGGACCAAAAAUGUUCAGCCGUAAUGGAAAAGACACGAUCCAGUCCUUAGAUCCAAGGAACCCUUUGAUAUUGAAUCAGUAUAUUAGCGUUUCUGACAGAGAGCAAGUGAAUGAUCGUUACAACUGUAGAAGGCGCGGAAAAAGAUGGAUACUAUAACAAGCGACAUCACUACAUUGUUAUCUUGACAAUAUCAAUUAAAUAUAUAGCCAAUGAAUAAGAUACUGUAAGCCUCUGACCAUAAGAUACCAGGCUCAUAUACGUAAAUCAUCAACUCCUUGUAUGAAACAUUUAAAAACUGCUGAAGAAAGGUUAUUUUUAGGCUUUUGGUCGGAAGUUUACAGCAUCGAAAAGUUUGAUUUCAUCUAGCUUUCUCACUUAAAUUGUUUAUUUUUAAAACGUGCAUGAAGAAAAAAUACAUUGAUUGAUAACUACGUUGGUUUAUGGUAUGAAUAUCGUCGCUUAAAAAACAUUGAAAACUAUGCUAAAAUGUAAAAAAUUAUGAAUUAUAAACGUAAAAAUGCUAAGUAA